AUGGCCGACAUUGAGGUUCGAAUGUUGUGUGCUGACGACGAAGACCGGGUGCGCCAGUUCGUGUGUAUCGAGUUCAUCGACAAAGAGCCGCUCAGCAAGAGCCUCAAUAUGACCGGAAGUGAGGACGGAGUGUUGUGGUUCGACGUCGCCUUUCCAGUCUGUCUGAAGGACAGAUUGUCUGUUCUGGCUAUCGAUUCGUCAACCGGGGAAAUCGUCGGCCUUCGGUUUGCAGCCAUAGUGUACAAAGAUAAACCAGACGCGUAUAAUUUUUCCAAAGACGACCCUAAGAUGAGAAAACUUGCCCUAAAUUACGAGAUUACUGACAAGCUAUACGAAGGGCUAAAUCUGUUCGCUAAAUACAACGUUGACACACUGGUGAAUUUCAGAGGCAUUUGUGUUGCAGAGAAAUACCAGAGUCAAGGAAUCGGGACAAAAAUGGUGGCCAAAACGCUCCAGCUCAUUCAAGAGCGGAAUUUCCGAUUGGUAACGGCAGAGUCGAGCGGUCGAUUUUCCUCUCGAAUAUUUGAAAAGUUUGGAUUUGAAAAACUUGUACACCACGAUUAUAACUCAUUAUUCUUAGACGGAGAACCGUUGAACAUGACAGACGAAUUAAGGUUUCAUCAAGGAAUUUCCCUGCAUGUAAAGAUUAUGUAA
Molecule: messenger RNA, 654 nt
Organism: Liolophura sinensis
Lineage: Eukaryota; Metazoa; Mollusca; Polyplacophora; Chitonida; Chitonidae
Exons: 1
Coding region: 1-654 (217 amino acids)
Molecular function (GO): N-acetyltransferase activity
Source: RefSeq, a predicted model, not a curated record